Microtus ochrogaster (prairie vole) is the source of this 6640-nucleotide messenger RNA. The record is from RefSeq and is a predicted model, not a curated record. NCBI's taxonomy places the organism in Eukaryota, Metazoa, Chordata, Mammalia, Rodentia, Cricetidae.
GGGACCGAUCCUCUAGGCAGGGAGGGAGGGCAGAGCCAACAGCAGCCAGCGCAGAGCAGUGCGUGUGCGCCAGCCAGGAGCACCGGCCCACACCGGGCUGGGAUUGUUGUACUCUGUCACCAGGGCAUCCCGGCUCCCGCAGCCCUUGCAGACAGCACCGGAGCCCCGGUUACACGGUCUGGGUAGCAGCGCAUACCCGGAGCCGCACGCAGCUGGAAGGAGGCGUUCGCUCGCGCGUCACCUCGCUGCUUGGAACCUGAAUAAGGCCGGAACAAGGUUCUUGAGUCUACAUAAGAAGGCUCUCUGUAACGUGUGUGUCACCAUGAGAGAAUGUUGUCUCCUCAUUGAUCACCAUGAGUACUUGGGGUUUGUCUGAAAGCUGAUAGGUAUAGACAAGACUGCACAUGUCAUCUGAAGCAGUGUAGAAUCACCCCACACUGAGGGACAACACUUGGCAUUGGUUCCAUGCUACAAGAAGGACCAUGGCAACAUCCAGGACAUCUUCGAGAUCCCAUCGGGACAUUACCAACGUGAUGCAGAGGCUACAAGAUGAACAAGAAAUUGUACAGAAGCGCACCUUCACAAAAUGGAUCAAUUCCCACCUGGCUAAGCGGAAGCCUCCCAUGGUGGUGAAUGACCUUUUUGAAGACAUGAAAGAUGGUGUCAAGCUGCUUGCUCUGCUGGAGGUCCUGUCAGGGCAGAAACUGCCUUGUGAACAAGGACGCCGGGUAAAGCGCAUUCAUGCAGUGGCUAACAUCGGCACGGCACUCAAGUUCCUUGAAGGAAGGAAGUCCAUGUACAGAGGAUCACCGAUUAAGUUAGUCAACAUUAAUGCUACUGACAUCGCUGAUGGCCGACCGUCAAUUGUUCUUGGGCUGAUGUGGACCAUUAUACUGUAUUUCCAGAUCGAAGAGCUGACCAGCAACCUCCCACAGUUACAGUCUCUGUCCAGCAGUGCUUCCUCUGUGGACAGCAUGGUCAGCACUGAGACUGCCAGCCCACCAAGCAAGCGCAAGGUGACCGCCAAGAUCCAAGGCAAUGCCAAAAAGACUCUGCUAAAGUGGGUCCAACACACAGCAGGCAAGCAGAUGGGAAUAGAAGUGAAAGACUUCGGGAAGAGCUGGAGGACUGGGCUGGCCUUCCAUUCUGUCAUCCAUGCCAUCCGGCCUGAGCUGGUGGACCUGGAGAAGGUGAAAAGUAGAUCGAACAGGGAAAACCUGGAGGAUGCCUUCACCAUCGCAGAAACACAACUGGGCAUUCCCAGACUACUUGAUCCUGAAGAUGUUGAUGUGGACAAGCCAGAUGAGAAGUCUAUUAUGACCUAUGUAGCCCAGUUUCUGACGCAAUAUCCUGAUAUCCGCGGUGCAGGGUGUGAUGGACAAGAGAAUGAGAGAGAAGACAGACUAAUUUUGAAGGAAACCAAAGUUUGGAUAGAACAGUUUGAGAGAGAUUUGACUAGAGCACAGAUGACAGAGUCAAACCUGCAGGACAGAUAUCAGUCAUUUAAGCACUUCAGAGUUCAGUAUGAGAUCAAAAGGAAACAGGUGGAAGAUCUGAUACAGCCACUGCACAGAGACGGCAAACUGUCGCUUGACCAGGCUUUGGUGAAACAGUGCUGGGAGAGAGUGUCCUCCAGGCUCUUUGAUUGGCAUAUACAGCUGGACAAAUCUCUUCCUGCACCUCUGGGCACUAUAGGUGCCUGGCUAUACAGGGCAGAGGUGGCCCUGAGAGAAGAGAUCACCAUUCAGCAGGUCCAUGAAGAAACAGCAAAGACAAUACAGCGGAAGCUUGAGCAGCAUAAGGAUCUGCUUCAAAACACAGAUGCCCACAAAAGAGCGUUCCAUGAAAUCUACCAGACCAGAUCUGUCAAUGGGAUCCCGAUGCCUCCUGAUCAGCUAGAGGACAUGGCCGAGAGGUUUCAUUUUGUGUCCUCCACAUCCGAGCUGCACUUAAUGAAAAUGGAGUUUCUGGAACUGAAGUACCGUCUGCUGUCCCUGCUGGUCCUUGCCGAGUCAAAACUGAAGUCUUGGAUCAUCAAGUACGGAAGGCGAGAGUCCGUGGAGCUACUGCUGCAAAGCUAUAUCUCUUUUAUAGAAAACAGCAAGUUCUUUGAACAAUAUGAAGUGACAUACCAGAUCCUGAAACAGACAGCUGAAAUGUACGUCAAAGCAGAUGGCUCAGUGGAAGAAGCUGAGAAUGUGAUGAAAUUCAUGAAUGAAACCACUGCCCAGUGGAGGAAUCUCUCGGUGGAGGUGCGAAGCGUGAGGAGCAUGCUGGAGGAGGUGCUUUCCAACUGGGAUCGCUAUGGCGACACUGUGGCUAGUCUUCAAGCCUGGCUGGAGGAUGCUGAGAAAAUGCUAAGUCAAUCUGAAAACGCCAAGAAGGAUUUUUUUCGAAAUUUGCCCCACUGGAUGCAGCAGCACACAGCCAUGAACGACGCUGGCAAUUUCCUGAUCGAGACUUGCGAUGAGAUCGUUUCCCGUGACCUCAAGCAGCAGUUGCUGUUGCUCAACGGGCGUUGGAGGGAGCUGUUCAUGGAAGUCAAGCAGUACGCAAGAGCUGACGAGACGGACAGAAUGAAGAAAGAAUACACAGACUACACUACCACCCUCUCUGGUUUCGCAGCCGAAGCCCACGGGAAACUCUCAGAGCCCUUAGAAGUCUCUCUGAUUAAUGUCAAGUUAUUAAUUCAAGACUUGGAGGAUAUUGAGAAGAGGGUGCCCGUGAUGGAUGCUCAGUACAAGAUGGUCACCAAGACAGCACACCUCAUUGCCAAAGAAAGUCCCCAAGAAGAAGCUAAUGAAAUGUUUACAACUAUGUCCCGGCUCAAAGAGCAACUCUCCAAGGUCAAAGAAUGCUAUUCCCCGCUGUUGUCUGAGGCCCAGCAGCUGUCGGUUCCUUUGGAAGAACUGGAGACACAGAUCACGUCCUUCUAUGACUCACUUGGGAAAAUCAAUGAGAUUAUAUCCGUUCUUGAGCGUGAAGCCCAAUCCAGCUCUCUUUUUAAACAAAAACACCAGGAACUGUUAGCUUGUCAAGAAAGCUGUAGGAAAACCUUGACACUCAUUGAGAAGGGCAGUCAAAAUGUUCAAAAGCUCGUCACCUUGAGUCCUGUGUUAAAGCAUUGGGACCACACAAAGUUGCAGAGACAGAUAGCAGAUGUCCAUCAUGCCUUCCAGAAUAUGAUCAAGAAAACUGGAGAAUGGAAGAAGCAUUUGGAAGCCAACAGUCGUUUGAUGAAGAAAUUUGAGGAGUCCCGGGCAGAGUUGGAGAAGGUGCUACGGGUCGCUCAGGAGGGCUUGGAAGAGAAGGGGAAUCCAGAGGAACUCCUUCGGAAACACACCGAGUUCUUCAGCCAGCUGGACCAGAGGGUCCUCAAUGCCUUCUUGAAAGCCUGUGACGAGCUCACGGACAUUCUCCCAGAACAGGAGCAGCAGGGUCUGCAGGAGGCCGUGAGAAAGCUGCACAAACAGUGGAAGGAUCUCCAGGGAGAGGCGCCUUAUCAUUUGCUCCAUCUGAAAAUCGCUGUGGAGAAGAACAGAUUCUCAGCUGCUGUGGAAGAGUGCAGAGCUGAGCUGGAGCGAGAGACCAAGCUGGUGCCACAAGAAGGCAGCGAGAAGCUCAUCAAGGAACACAGGGUUUUCUUUGGUGACAAGGGUCCUCAUCAUCUCUGUGAGAAGAGGCUGCAGCUCAUAGAGGAACUGUGCGUGAAGCUCCCAGUCCGGGACCCAGUCAGGGACACAUCCGGAGCCUGUCACACGGUGCUCAGAGAGCUCAGAGCUUCCAUUGACAGAACAUACGCGAUGCUCAUGGAUGACCCAGACAAGUGGAAGGACUAUAGUGGCAGGUUUUCUGAGUUCUCAUCUUGGGUGUCUGCAAAGGAGGCAUGGUUGAAGAAAAUCAAGGAUGAAGCCAUCGACACUGCCAACCAUGAUGAGGUUAAACACGUGGUAGAUGAAAUCAGAAAUGACAUCACCCAAAAGGGAGAGACCCUCAGCUGGCUAAAAUCCAGGCUUAAGCAUUUGAUUGACGUUUCUUCUGAAAAAGAAGCCCAGAAGCGAGGAGAUGAGCUGGCAGAAUUAUCAAGCUCGUUCAAGGUUCUUGUGGCUUCACUGUCAGAGGUUGAAGAGAUGCUAAGCAACUUUGGAGAGUGCGUGCAAUACAAAGAAAUAGUGACCAGUUCCCUUGAGGAGCUGAUGUCUGCUUCUCCAGAAAGCCAGGAGCAGGCUGAGAAGAUCCUGGACACGGAAAAUCUGUUUGAGGCCCAACAGUUGCUCCUCCAUCACCAGCAAAAGACAAAGAUGAUCUCAGCCAAGAAGAGAGACCUCCAGCAGCAGAUGGAACAGGCACAACAGGGCGGGCAGGCAGGCCCAGGCCAGGAGGAGCUGCGGAAGCUGGAGAACACCCUUACAGGCCUGGAGCAGAGCAGGGAAAGACAGGAACGGCGCAUCCAGGUCAGCUUGAGAAAAUGGGAGCGAUUUGAGACAAACAAGGAGACGGUGGUCAGAUACCUGUUCCAAACAGGGUCCAGCCACGAGCGCUUCCUGAGCUUCAGCAGUUUGGGAAGCUUGUCAUCAGAGUUGGAACAGACAAAGGAGUUUUCUAAGCGGACAGAAAGCAUUGCCACCCAGGCUGAGAACCUUGUCAAGGAAGCCUCAGAAAUGCCACUGGGGCCCAGGAAUAAGCAGCUGCUUCGGCAGCAGGCCAAGUCAAUCAAGGAGCAGGUCAAAAAGCUCGAAGACACGCUUGAAGAAGAGUAUGUGCUUCACAACUUCUGACCUUUGCUCUCUGGGGUAGCAUCCCAUGCGAUCUCUCCUGUCUCCUAUUCCAGUCUUUCAAAAAUCUCAAGGUGUCUGUAUGUUUCUACCUGUCUUGAGGAAGCAACUCGCAAUCCAAAAGAAAAUUGUUCUCAGCCCAGGACCUGGUAUCCAUAAUGAUGAAAGUAUACAAGCAAUGUGGUGUUUACAUUCUAAACUGGUAUAUUCAUCACUAAGCCAUAUCUGUUCUUUUCUGUGGCCUUUAUAUUAUGCAGAGGCAAUCUCCAAAAAAUAACCCACGUUUACUUUUUUUUUUUUUACUAUUUCAUUCUAGUGUCACCUAUUGAAGAGGAAAUAAAGGCCUAAGAGCAUAUCAUGUAGAAGGAAUAUCUCAAACUUAAAGUUCAUGAUUGUGUCCAUAGUACCUCAGUAUUCAAAUUACCAUGAAUUCAUAUUCCCCUUCCAGAAAUCACCUGCAAAACUCUAUCUUGAUUUGAAACUUUUACUAUUUAUCUGUAACGAAUAAAUAAGCUUGUGCCCCUGUGAUAUCCUUCUACAAAGUUUGGGGAUAAGCUUUUGAAAACAUUGUCGAUAGUCUCUAAACUAAUAUCGCUAACAUUCUUAUUCAGUGACACACUGAAUAAUAGUCCAUGACUCUCAAGAAACAAGACUGCAAUUACAGGGAGGGUUUCAGAAUGUGAAAACUGUUUUUAGUAGUCUUGGGGCCUUGCAUUGAACAUUUUAUAUUUGCCUAAACUUUAAACUUUGAUCAAUAUCUUAUUUGAACUAACUCAAAACUUUGACAACUUUAUAUUUGAUAAACUCCUCCAAACUAUGUAAACAGCAAAUCUUGAGACUAUAUUAAAAACAAAGCUACUUCUAAAUGGAUUGCAAUAACCAUUUGAAGAUAAAUUUUAUGUAAAAACCUGUACUAUAAGAUAGAUUGCAUUUGCAUUUUUUAUACUGCUAAGUGCAUUAGACACACACAGGGUUCAAAGUCGAGACUGUACCACUAUUGAAUUUGACAAUCAGCUGAUGCCAUGUUUGUUCUUGGUGUCAAGUGCCUUUUGUAAUAUGGUAUACUCAGUUACUUUUCCUUCACCCAAGGAUAUCAGUUAGUUUAGUGCUAGGGUUAGUAUAGUUUUCUAGUUUCUUUCUAAACCGAAAGCCAUGUUCACCUGGUUAUAUGUCCAGAGCUAAUACCAACUGAGAUUCUCCAGUUGAAAUCCAAUCCAUUAGACUUACCGCACAGAGAGCCAGUGCUGUCUGUAAAUAGUUCGGGAGCUCAUGAAUGAGUGUUUGUGAAAGUCUUUUGGAGUCAGGACUGUAGGAGACCUGUGACUCGCAGAGACCAUUAUAGGUUACAAACCAAAGGCUUCACGAAGCUGAUGGCGGCAGGUGCUGCCCUGCAGCUGUGAUUGGACCACGGCUCUACCUGGAUUCACAAACACGCACUUUACCAAAGUACUUGAGUAUAAAGUGUCCCAGUAGUACCUCCCCCUAAAAGCAAAGGUAGCUUGUCAAACGAUCAAACCCCAAAAGCUGUUCUGUGAGAGUUCCCUACUCUGAGUUCUGAGGGUAGCUGCUUCUGUGCAGAGCUUGACCUUGUGGGCUCACACCCUUCGAAGUCAGCACAAAACUGCAUUCAAAGUGCAGCUCCGCUCACAAUGUAAUACGGGCGCUGCCUCCUCCAGCACCCAUUCCCCCAAGAGACAGGAAGGCUGGGCUCAGACAGGCAGCUCACAUCAAGUACGUAUGAUUCUCCGGCUCAAAUAGUUUCCGCUCUGAAAGAGUCAUGAAUAUCCCCAAGACCUUUCACCUGGUGAAGUAUAGGGGGAAAAAUUGUCUUGCUAUUCUUUAUGGAAAUACUGCUUUUUUUAACU